GUGAAUCGGUGGGAGGUGGAGCUUGUUCCUCAAGCCUGGUCACAGUUUGAAACCCACCAGUGUUUGCUACAUCCAGAAAUGAAAUAGUUUCAAACCAAGCCAUCUGUUUUAUGGGCGCAGAACAUGCAGCCAGAGAGACGAAAGAAGCGUCAAGAAACAAGCAUCGACAGAAGAAACGUGCGCAGAGAAGAUGCGCAGAGGAACAUCAGCACAACCUCACUGGUUCCCUUUCACAGAAGAACCACAAACUCGGACGAAAGCAUACGAGAACCAGUCCCCGACAAACACGAGCUGCUCAUCCAUUAUCAGACCAUCCCGGAUAGACGCUUCUCAUGCGAGCGGGCACACCAGCUGAUCAAGCAAAUCGUCGACGAAAGACUGGAGACGGUGGAGUAGAGCUGCGCAUGCGCGGUCAUUUCGAAGGAGCUGUCCGAUUGC
Molecule: messenger RNA, 438 nt
Organism: Triplophysa dalaica
Lineage: Eukaryota; Metazoa; Chordata; Actinopteri; Cypriniformes; Nemacheilidae
Exons: 2
Coding region: 124-396 (90 amino acids)
Source: RefSeq, a predicted model, not a curated record